AUGCAGAACGACGCUGGUGAAUUCGUAGACUUGUAUUGCCCGAGGAAAUGCUCGGCCAGCAACCGUCUGAUCCACGCUAAGGACCACGCGUCCGUACAGCUUGUGAUCGCCGACGUGGAUCCCGCCACGGGCCGCGCCGCAGACUCCAGCAAAAUGUAUGUGAUCUGCGGAGCCAUCAGACGUAUGGGUGAAUCAGACGAUUGCAUCGUCAGACUCACUAAAAAAGAUGGCAUCUUAACUAAAAACUAC
Messenger RNA from Brenthis ino (lesser marbled fritillary), 249 nucleotides. NCBI's taxonomy places the organism in Eukaryota, Metazoa, Arthropoda, Insecta, Lepidoptera, Nymphalidae. The record is from the annotation of a GenBank genome assembly.